This is a messenger RNA of Paramacrobiotus metropolitanus, 1014 nucleotides long. RefSeq lists its product as uncharacterized. Bases 147 to 761 code for a protein of 204 amino acids. The record is from RefSeq and is a predicted model, not a curated record. Lineage: Eukaryota; Metazoa; Tardigrada; Eutardigrada; Parachela; Macrobiotidae. The transcript is spliced from 3 exons.
CAUGAUCAGCCAAACUCCAGUGACCUUUCUAUAGUAACCCUCACCAUUCCACAUACCAAAGUGUAGGUAUCUUUGUACUUCUCCGUUUUGUAUUACUCAGGUCGUGUUUUCUGUAAGACUGUGAAUCAGCACGUAAUAUCGGUCCGAUGACCACUCCUUCGGGAACCGUCUUGCCAUUGGGCGGCAGCGCUUCCAAUGUCGCGGGCGUGGUACCGGCCGCCAGUGCAUCAAAUUGUCCGCCGUGCCCGUGUCCAGUUAAGUGUGAGUCAAAGAGUGGCGCACAGGCGCUGUUCAAAGUCCCACCGGGGUUCCAAGCACUGCUUAAACACAUCACCCGCGAACUGCUAAACGGGAAACCCAAAGAUCCAUAUUUGUAUAUUAUGGAGUAUCUGCGGACCAAGAUGCAUGACCGUCGUAAAGGUUUACUGGAAACGGGAUACUUUGACAACGAUACCCUGAAUAUUGACAUUAAGCCGCCGAUGCACUAUCUACAGCAGACAUCACUGCACAAUGUACAAUGUCCAAGCACGACGGCCUUCGAUCAAAUGGCCACCGAUGCAGCGACGACGCUGAAUGCCGCUUGCAAAGGUGUGCAAGAUCGCCAAGAAGUAGGUGAGAUGCGACGUGAUCCGGCACGCAUGGAGAACCGGCUAGCGGCCGCGAAAAGCCAGCGCAGUACGCGCUCGAUUGCCAGUGAUAGGGAGAGCUACCAAAGGAGCUGUUCACGCAAGUCUGGCGAAGGGGGGUGUGGGCGACGUUAAACACAACAUCUAGUUGAAUGUGUGCGGAACUCCAGAACGAUACAGAAAUUUGACGUUUAGUGUCUUGUACGUGAAGUAAUGAAUCGGCAAGUUCUGCUGCGACUGAUGCUGAUAGACUUCAGUGUUGGGUAAUUUUCAGUAAAGUCGGUCCUGUGCGUACUUAAAUCGGAUGUCAAUUAAUGCUGUCAGCCAGAGACCGUCGACACUGUUGUUAGAGACCACAAAGUAGAGAGGUUAAAAUUGCGGCGCACAA